UUAGCUGCAGGAAGCAUUAAGAAGGGAAAAGGCUGCAAACGGGACGUGGUAACCCCAACCUUACAGGCGCCCGUAAGGAAAGGACGAGCUGCUUUCUAACUUCUUUUCCCACCGGCUCACACUUUUUUUUUCUUUGCUGCGCUCCCUCACUCCUUAAACUUUAUCUCGUUAAUAAAAAUCCGCACCUUCAGCCCGAGGUGUGUUUUUCUCUCUCUCCGCUGUGCGUAAUUUUGCGCCCAGGACCGAGGAGACGGCGACACCACAACAACACGAGGGCUCGGGAUCAGCUCAGAAAUAUCAGUAACCUUUUUUUUGGGAAAAUGCAAGCCGUCUUGGAUUUCUGUGUGAUUUUCCUCACGCUGCACACUCCCGGCGUGCUGUCCCUGUCCACACAUGUAGCAAUUAUCUACCCACAGGACCCUGUGCUUCGCAUGGGGUCCAACCUGACCGCAAGCUGCUGGGUCCACCCCGAUCUGGGCUUCCAUGCUAGUUCGCUGUUCUGGACGCUGAACGGUCAACAGCUGCCAAGCUCCCUCUACAGAGUACUAAGCCCGACCAACCUCAGUAUUACACUGGCUGGACUUAAUGCCUCAAGGCAAACAUCUGGUGACAACCUCGUCUGUCACAACCACAAGGGACACAUAUUGGCUGGCUCGUGUCUUUAUGUUGGGAUGCCUCCAGAGAAGCCGGUCAAUUUAACCUGCUGGUCCAGGAACACCAAAGACCUGACGUGCAGCUGGGCUCCUGGAGGAAAAGGAGAGACUAAUAUCAGCACACAGUACAAGCUCAAGUACAAACUCAGAUGGCAUGAUACAGAAAAAGAGUGUGUGGAUUAUACUCACACUCAGCCAUACUCCUGCUGCAUCACAGAGGACCUGCACCUCUUCACACCGUACGAGAUCUGGGUGGAGGCCACCAACCAGCUGGGUCGGGCUUCCUCUGAUGUCAUCACCCUUGACAUAUUAGACGUGGUCACCACAGACCCUCCGUCAGGUGUGACGGUCAGCCGCGUGGGCCAGUUGGAGGACCAGCUCAGUGUUCGCUGGGAGGCCCCACCCGCCCUCAAAGACUUUCUGUUUCAGGCCAAGUAUCAGAUCCGCUACAGGCUGGAGGAUAGCCAGGACUGGAAGGUGAUGGAUGACGUUGGCAAUCAGACCUCUUGCAGACUGGCCGGACUGAGACCUGGAACAGUGUACUUUGUCCAGGUUCGCUGCAACCCCGUGGGCAUCUACGGCUCUCGCAAAGCCGGGAUCUGGAGCGAGUGGAGCCACCCCACAGCUGCCUCCACUCCCCACAGUGAGCGUCUCAUGUCGGGCUCCUGUGACUCAAAGUCCAGCGGCGACUCCAACUCCACCCUGCGCAGGGAGCUGAAGCAGUUCUUCGGCUGGGUGCGGAAACACGCCUACGGCUGCAGCAGCAUGUCCAUGAAGCUGUACGACCAGUGGAGAGUGCUGAUGCAGAAAUCCCACAAAACUCGCAACCAGGUAGGUUCUCCAAGGGGAUAAGUCAUAGCACAUGCUGACAGAAAAAACAAAGAACUGAGUGAAUGGAGCUUGUGUUUUUGUUUAUACGUGUGAAUGCGAGAUGAGAAAAAAGGAGACUGCGUUGGUAUAUCAGAUUUAUAAAGACAAUUUGCGUCGCCAAUUGAGCUGAUGCCAGCCGUGGCUGCGAGAGGACAUCUGAAGGAGAACUGUGGGAUCUGCCCCUUCCCUGCAACAUUUCCAGACAGCGCGAUCACUCAGGCGCACAGGUGCGAAUGGCUGAGACGGUUUCCUCAUCACCGACAUCCGGGCAACUCUGCUUUCAAACCACAUUGUGUAACGACUAUUUUUUGGACAGUCUGUAAACCCAAUUGACGUGUAUUUGGUGUGAAUUUAUACAGAUAUGAUCAAAUCAAAUGCAAUCUUGCCUGAAGCGUUUGCCGACGCAUCUGAACGUCUCGAGUGUUGCGCUGUGGUUUCUCCUCUGGAUCCAAAGCACCAUCUAGUGGCUGUUCAGCGCCCAUGAAUCCGCCAGUCGAUGCCUUCCCCAAGGUCUCAAUGCCAAAAGAAAAAAAAGCAGUAGAUUUAUGAUGCAGUAUUUCUAAUUUCUAAAGCUUUUGUUAUAUAGAUGGUUCAUGUGCCAAACUGGUUCACCCAGCAUUCAUGUGUUUCUGAGUGUAUGAGACUGAUGGAAUGAUGGCGUUGUGUGUGGAAACGUUUAAUUGCCUUUAUUUUUGUACUGAAAUGUAACAGCAUAUUUAAAGUAUAAAGUUAAGUUUUAUAAUUGUUAAAUUAUGUUUAGUUAGUAAAGACUGUACAAUGACUGAAGUUGUUAUCAAUCACUAACAGUGCUCUAUAAAGAUUCUG
This is a messenger RNA of Menidia menidia (Atlantic silverside), 2348 nucleotides long. NCBI's taxonomy places the organism in Eukaryota, Metazoa, Chordata, Actinopteri, Atheriniformes, Atherinopsidae. The record is from the annotation of a GenBank genome assembly.